Athalia rosae (coleseed sawfly) is the source of this 4564-nucleotide messenger RNA. It is a transcript of the gene Pak, whose product is annotated as serine/threonine-protein kinase Pak. Gene Ontology annotation, cellular component: cytoplasm. The coding region runs from base 668 to 2437 and encodes 589 amino acids. NCBI's taxonomy places the organism in Eukaryota, Metazoa, Arthropoda, Insecta, Hymenoptera, Athaliidae. The transcript is spliced from 11 exons. The record is from RefSeq and is a predicted model, not a curated record. Gene Ontology annotation, molecular function: protein serine/threonine kinase activity; ATP binding. Gene Ontology annotation, biological process: intracellular signal transduction; protein phosphorylation; regulation of axonogenesis.
GCGUGUGGUCUGUGGCGAUGGCGGGCGGUGAUUCAGGCCCUUAUCUGCGGUGAAAUAUUUUUUCAAAAAAUCAGUAAUCCCAAUAAAAUGAAGUGUCGUUGAUCCCAAGGAGGCAUACGGGGGCGCGUCUAGUGCCGGUACACCAAUAUCCAUGAUAAAUAAAACCGAGGAUACCUUAAAUACACGGGAAAAGCUUAUCCUGUAUUAUUUUUUAUCGCGGGGUGGCUAUUGCUAGAUCGUCGCUCGUCGUGCGUGAAUCACGCUUUGGGGUCUCUCCGGAUGGCCAAUAUCCGUCCUCGCACUUAUUACACCCGAAAUAUCAGCCGUUUCAUCUGACGAAUUUUCCCAGUUCCCUCCCACAGAUUAACGCCAGAACAUAUUCGUGCAAGCCUCCUACUUGGCCAAUAUUGCUCCAUCUGUAAACCGCUGUCUUUUGAAAGCUCCGCUCGGGGGGGAAUGUUCCUAAACACCGUUCUGUCACAACCACAACGAAAGUAGUGGGCAUGCUUGUUUCACUGAACUAGACACUUCACACUCUGGUCAACCUCAAGAUAAUAAAUGCAUUCACAUCACGAUUAUCAUUAAUGAUUCUACAUUCUAUCAGUGAGUGAUUGAGGACUAAAAACGGAGGAAAGAUCAGAAACAACCGAAGACUACGAGUACCAUCAUGUCUGAUGAAGAAGACAAACCUCCAGCACCACCGGUUCGCCUCACUUCGAACAGACUUGAUUACAGAGGUGAAUCUACGCCAAAUCUACCAGUGGACAUGCGACCUCUGCCAAAAGAGCCAGAUUCAGAUGAACGUAAGAAAAAGACCUUAAAGGGCAAAAUGAAGGUUAAGGAUGGAAAAGACAAACCAAAUAUUAGUUAUCCAACUAAUUUUGAACACACGGUUCACGUUGGGUUCGAUGCAGUUACGGGAGAAUUCACGCUGCCAUUGAAAGGAAUGCCAGAAGCAUGGGCGAGGCUCCUGAUGUCCAGCAAUAUAAGCAAGCAGGAACAGAAGAAAAACCCCCAGGCGGUUUUGGACGUUCUGAAUUGGUAUGACAACAGUAGCAAAGAGGCGAAAGGGUCAAAAUAUAUGACAACAACCAAAAUGGUUGGGGUUGUCGCGCCGAUCGAACGGGCCAGCAGUCCACGAAGUAUGGGUAUGGGAACUGGUAUCAGUAUGGGGACGGUUCGUGGUCAGGCCAUGUCUCAAGUAUCUGGAAGUUCUCAUUCACAACAUUCGCUAAGCAGGGUAAGUAGUAGCAGUCCAAGCAGUACACCCACGGAUGCUUGUGCAACCAGUUCUGAGCAAGAAGAUGAACCACCUCCACCGCCAAUUACUGCUAGACCUGAACGUACCAAGUCUAUCUAUACAAAACCAAUUGAAGAAGAGCCACCUCUGCCUAUCCCCACGUCAUUGGGAUCGCCACAACGAAAUGGGACGCAGCAACAGCAACCAUCUCAGCUUGAUAGAAAUAAAAAUCAAGCUACGCCUACUUCUGCUACUACAGAUCAAUCGAGACCUACUCAGAGUGAUAAAGCUAGAAAGAAGAAAAUGUCGGAUGACGAGAUACUGGAGAAACUCAGAACCAUUGUCAGUGUCGGUGAUCCAAAUAGAAAAUAUACAAAAAUGGAGAAAAUCGGGCAAGGAGCUUCGGGAACGGUGUACACUGCGAUUGAAACGUCAACGGGUAUGGAGGUAGCGAUAAAGCAAAUGAACCUUUCUCAACAGCCUAAGAAAGAGUUGAUAAUAAACGAGAUCCUCGUAAUGCGGGAGAACAAACAUGCGAACGUCGUUAAUUACCUAGACAGUUACCUAGUCGGUGAAGAAUUGUGGGUAGUUAUGGAAUAUUUACCUGGUGGCAGUUUAACUGAUGUUGUAACAGAGACAUGUAUGGACGAGGGUCAGAUAGCUGCCGUUUGUAGAGAAGUGCUUCAAGCUUUGGAAUUUCUUCAUUGCAAUCAAGUGAUACACAGGGACAUUAAGUCCGACAAUAUUUUACUCGGAUUAGAUGGAGGGGUAAAACUUACAGAUUUUGGAUUCUGUGCUCAAAUAUCACCCGAACAGAGUAAAAGGACCACAAUGGUGGGCACUCCUUAUUGGAUGGCCCCUGAAGUUGUCACUCGUAAACAAUAUGGGCCUAAGGUGGAUAUUUGGUCUUUGGGUAUAAUGGCUAUUGAAAUGAUAGAGGGUGAACCUCCUUAUUUGAAUGAAAAUCCUUUGAGAGCAUUAUACUUAAUAGCAACUAACGGAAAGCCAGAAAUUAAGGAGAAAGAGAAACUUUCUGGCAUAUUCCAAGACUUCCUGGAUCAAUGUCUGGAGGUUGAAGUAGAAAAACGUUCCUCUGCCUCGGAGCUUUUGAAGCACCCUUUUUUGAAGUUGGCGAGGCCACUCGCAUCUUUAACACCGUUAAUUAUGGCAGCGAAAGAAGCAGCUAAAGGUCACUGAGUGAAUGAUAAGUGAAAGUGUUACGACUGGACAUUCGAAAACUAAUUAAUCUAGGGAUGAAACGGCCUCAGCGGAAAGAGAAUUUUAAUCACCCUCCCAAAACGGUAACGGCACAAUAAUUCAAUAAUAUAUUAAUAAUUAAUAAAUUACUUAUAUAGCUAGAUAGAAGUUAUUUGAUACCGCACAGUAUCGAGUAUUGAUUUGGAUUUGUCAAAAUAUUCCAAUUCUAAAACUCAAGUUCAGUCAACUUUAAAACCAGAUCCAAACAUAGCAAAAAAUUUUUUUAAAAAAGGCGUGCAAGUAGUGUAACAUCUUUGAUAUAAAAAUUAUUUAAAUCGCUCGGAAGAUGGUAGUGAAAAAGCCAAGCUACCAGCACGUUUCAUAAUGAUGUAAUCGUUGAUUUAUUUUUGUCCGAACACUGAAAUUUUACUUGUCAUGAAUUCAAAACGUCCAGCUUCAACAGCGAUAAAAGUUAAGCUGGUUAAUUACAGGUAACACACCUUGUCAUAGCAAGGCUAAAUCUAUUAACGCUAUUAAAAAAUAAAGAAUGAAAGAAAAAGGAAAGUUAAACUCGGUUAUUUUGUAACGAUAUAACAUAUAAAGUUUGGAACUAGUAUUAUUAUUCAGUUGUAGAAGUUGAAGCUAAACUAGCUAGGGAAACACAUUACUCGUAGUAAACCUUACUGAUAUUUGUAAGCAAACGUAAAAAUUAAUUUAGUCUACAUACAAAAUAAACGAUGAAUAGUAAACAAAAAACAAAAAAUGCGUAUGUUACAACUAUAUUACUAUUCGGUAAAAUGAAGAAAAAUGUAGCAACUAAAGUAAAACAAGAGAGAAAAAGAAAAUUAUUAAGAAUAAGGAACAAAUGGUCUUUGCGUUGGACUUAUAUUUUUCAAGCGAGGUGAACGAAAUUGAAUGAGUCGUAAUAGUGUUUUCUUGAUUUUUACAAUCUUGACGAUCCAUACAAUAGUGUCCUAUGUCAGCAGCCUUCACGUUGUAUUUAUUUUAUUUUACUUUUUUUGUUAUCUUAAUUUGUUAGCAUUCAUUUAUUAUGUUCUAAAAUAUCCUGAUGCAGCGGUGAAAGUAUUCAUAUGUACGUAUAUAGAUUAGAGAAGUUUUUUUCCUCCCAAGAUUAUCGGAAUGCUUAUUAUUGAAUCUUUGGCAUUUAUGCAUAUACCAGAUAAUGCAAUCAAUUAAUUUUAUGCUUGAAAAAUGAUUAAAAAAAAAGAAAACACAUAAAUUAAAAUUCAUUAAUUCAGGACAUUUGGUGAAAUAUUACAGCUCUGUAACGAUGUUGUAUUCGCAUUAACACAAUCAAGGCACGUUAGAACAUAAUUUUAUAACUUGAUACAUUUUCACUACCUUUUUCCAUUGAAAGCUGUGAAAGUUUGCGCCAAAGAUGUCAUUUUCCUUUUUCGAUCUAAGUUUGGUGAAUAAUAAUUUUAAUAGAAAAUACACGAGCAGCUAGCCUAACAUCGGGCACCUUGUUUUCGAUCAACUAUCCCUACCAUACGAUUAGUCCUAACGUGCCUUGUAAUUGAAGAAAAUCGACCAGACGAAAAGAAAAUACCAAAAUUUUACUGAAGCAGUUCGAAAGUAGAAAAAAAAAAUUAAGAGAAGAAAAAAAAUACAUUUUUUGACACUAAAAAGUGCCUGUCAUGUCGAGUCUAGAGACACAUACCUAAUAUGAGAAAUAUCUGUGCAGAGUUUCUUAGCCAUCUUUGAAUCAUUGUACCAAUUGAUAUAAAAACAGUGGUUUAAAAAUGUCAGAAAUAAAAAAUGCAUAGAGUCGCUGAUAAUGAUCUAGGACAAGGUUUCUGCAUGAGUAUAUUAAUUAUAAUUUAGUAUAAGUACAGUAUGCUUGUCUAUAUUGUCGAAAAAAGCAAACAAAAAGAAAAACAAAUAGAGAAAAACAAAAAACAUUAAUCAUACAGGAAACCUUGAUAUUUAGUUUAGAAUGUCUAGUUUUACAUAGGGUCGUGUAAUUGGAGAAAAACAAAAAAAGAAAAACAAAAAAAAAACUUAUGAAUUAUUUCACUUUGUAUCGUGUAACGUAAAGUAAAAAAAAAAGUGGAAAACAAUUAUGUGGGAGUGUGAGAUAACAGUUAUCGAGAAUAAUAAUAACAA